This is a messenger RNA of Diversispora eburnea, 1338 nucleotides long. NCBI's taxonomy places the organism in Eukaryota, Fungi, Glomeromycota, Glomeromycetes, Diversisporales, Diversisporaceae. The record is from the annotation of a GenBank genome assembly.
AUGGCUGAACAUUGUGACAAUUUUUACUAUUUAAAUGAUAUCAUCAAUAUUCGAAUGGAAAAAAUGAAUCAAGUAUUAACAGCUCAUUUAAUGGAUUUAUUGAUACAACCAAUUUACGCGGAUAGUUUAGUAAAAAAGAAAUUCUUACCUUCAAAACAGAGAGUAAGAAUUGAUUCAGUAAUAGCACUCGCUCUACUUUGUCAUGUAUUACACAUAUUUCGACAUACUCCAUUAGUCACGUCAAUGGUCGUAAUGUUAUUUUCAAAUUCUACGAGUAUGAUGGAUUAUUCAAGUUCACCACCUACCAGAUUUGAAUAUUCGAAUUCAUGGUUUAGAAGAAAUUUAUAUCGAGAAGCAAUUAUGGGAUUUCUUAAACCCGAAAAAUCAAAAAAUCAAUAUUAUUAUGAUUUAAAUACUCUACCCGCACUUUGUUUAUUAUAUAUGUCAUGUCGUAAUAAUGCCAUAACACCCGAUGUUUUAAUUGCUACGGAUGUGUAUCCGCAAAAGUUAUUUAAGAAACGUCGAUUAAUGGAUUCAUUGACAAGUGAUUAUUCGGAUGAUGAUUCAUUUUCAUUUUAUACAUCAUCAUCAAUGGCGUCAACAGCAACUUCAAUAUAUGGAAGAAGAGAAUCAGGAGGAUCAUUAUCUAUCCCUAUACCCACUAUAAAAAUAUCUAGUGAAAAUAAUGUUAAUAAUUAUGGAUCUCAACAUACUCGUAAUUAUCGUGGUGAAUUGGUUCAAAUGAUUUUAACAUUAUUAUGUGAAUAUUAUCCUUAUUGUCGAACAAUAACACUUCAGAUGGCCACAGAAGUUUUAUUAGAAUUAUUGCAUUAUAAUGGUUCAGAGGAUUGUUUGACGACAGAACAAAUUGAAAUGAUGAUUAAGACUGAAAAGAUUUUACAAGAUCGAAUAAAAAAAUAUAAAGAAUUUCCAUUGGAAACAUUUUCUGGUGACAAAUAUGUUAAACUUAUUAAAUGCGUGAAAGCAUUAUAUCUUAUUCGUAAAUCCCGGACGUUAUUAUCAAGGAAAACACCUGACUCACCUGGUUCAUCCGAUUCAUCCAAUUCAUCCAAUUCACUUGAUAUACCUGAUAUAAUACCUGACGUUGAUACUGACAUAGGGCAAGAAUUAUCUUAUCAAAAAUGUAAUGAUAAUGAUCCAAAACUCAGGAAACCCAUGAAAUCUAUGAAAUCGAUGUUUGAAGAGGUCAAAAAGUUUGAACGACAGCAACAGCAAAUGCAAAAUAAGAAAAAUAUUAAUAUUCAAACUCCGGAUGAUGAAAUAAAUAACAUUGAAAAAAGGAAGAAAGUAGUUUUGGAUGCACUUGGAAUGCAAUGA